Sitodiplosis mosellana (orange wheat blossom midge) is the source of this 1677-nucleotide messenger RNA. RefSeq names its product lipase member I-like. Gene Ontology annotation, molecular function: lipase activity. The transcript is spliced from 5 exons. The record is from RefSeq and is a predicted model, not a curated record. Lineage: Eukaryota; Metazoa; Arthropoda; Insecta; Diptera; Cecidomyiidae. Bases 24 to 1052 code for a protein of 342 amino acids. Gene Ontology annotation, biological process: lipid metabolic process.
UCGAAACCAGCACAACGCACACCAUGUUGUUGAAUCAGUGCAAAAACCUCUUAUCAAUAUCCUUAUUGUUGGUCAGUGUCGUUGCUUCAGUGAAAGCGGGUGAAUUCGAUGCGAAAAAACAUGUGUCUUACGAAAUGUACUGUCGAUUUUCGAAUGAAACUACAACAACGACAUUACAUCAAAUCGACACGAGUAUUUUGCGAAACGAAAAUUUGGUGGUUGAAGGUCAAGGUGAUAAUAGAGUGCUGACUAGUAUUACAAAUUGCCGACUGAACUGGAAUCCAAAUCGACCGACUCGAAUAUUUAUCCAUGGAUACUACAGUGAUCGUGAUACAUUGAAGAAAUACGCCAAAGCAUACUUGGAACGAGACGAUUACAAUUUCAUUGCUAUCAAUUGGCUGCACGGGGCACAAACUAUCAACUAUGUCAAAGCACGGUAUAGAAUUUUAGAAGUUGGCAAAGCCGUAGCACGAUUCAUUGAAUACCUGGUCACAAUCGGAUUGAAUUUGGACGAUCUCACAUGCGUCGGGCAUUCGCUGGGUGCUCACACUUGCGGAAUUGUUGGCAAGAAUCUGAAAUCCGGGAAAUUGGCAAUCAUUUUUGCACUUGAUCCGGCGUUGCCACUGUUUCAUUUGAAAGAUCAAACCUGCAGGCUGCAUUAUGAUGACGCUAAAUACGUUCAAGUGAUUCACACGAGUGGAGGUUAUUUGGGUGUUAAACAUCCCAUCGGCCAUGCAGAUUUUUACCCAAAUUUUGGAUGUGUUCAACCUUUGUGCCGCAGUUUCAUUCCAUUUGCUGGUGAGAUUUGUUCGCACUCCCGUGUUCACGAUUUAUUCAUUGAGAGUUUAUCACGCGCAACACGAUUUUGGGCAACGAAAUGCACAUCCUAUGGCGAAAUAUAUGAAGAACGAUGCUCACGACAUGGAGAACGAGCACUGAUGGGCGGUGACAUUGAGAAUGAAGAGCGUCCUUUUGGCUUGUAUUACUUGCAAACCAAUGGAAAAUCACCGUUUUCAACGUUUCGCCUGCAGGAAGAUAUCGUGUUCCCAUGAAUAGAACAAGCAGUUGUUUCGAAUCAAGCACAAACUACUAUUGUUAUAAAUAGAUUUCGUUGUGGAUUCGAUAGACUCGCAGAAUUUCUAGAAUGAUGCAAAAUACGAAAACAAACAAACCGAUGAUGGUUUGUUGCACUCAAUGAAUUUAUUGAAUUUGUAAAUCAAUUGACGCUAAAUUAGUUUUGUGUAUUUCAAUGAUAACAAUUUUAUUUCCACACACUCAAUAGAUUGAUGUAUAUUAUUUGAAUGUUUAAUUGUCAAAUGGAAAUAUAAGCAGAUCGCAUAGAAUAAGAUACUAACGACGUGCAUAGACUAAGGGAGACUGUGUGUAUUUAAUAUUUGCCAGUUGACUUUUCAAAAUGUUCUAGACAAAGUGUCAUUAGGAGUGGAUUAGUUGAGAGGUCAAAAUAGCAACAUAAGAAAACAAUUAACAACUCAUUACUCAAAACCUAUUUAGAACUUCAGCGUUGAACCUGUAAAUUUACCUUAAAACGCCUCAACGCUAAAUUGAAAUGUUCGAUUCAAAUAUGUGAAUAUUUACAAAAAUGUUUUUGGAUAUACUUUAGAAAAUAUGUUUUUCAAUGCCAGUAAAUAUUCGAAUAAAUAAUUUUUCUCACUUAAA